This is a messenger RNA of Phlebotomus papatasi, 1604 nucleotides long. RefSeq names its product ras-related protein Rac1 (gene Rac1). Gene Ontology annotation, molecular function: GTPase activity; GTP binding; protein kinase binding. Gene Ontology annotation, cellular component: cytoplasmic vesicle; plasma membrane; cytoskeleton. The record is from RefSeq and is a predicted model, not a curated record. Gene Ontology annotation, biological process: motor neuron axon guidance; establishment or maintenance of cell polarity; actin filament organization. The coding region runs from base 457 to 1035 and encodes 192 amino acids. NCBI's taxonomy places the organism in Eukaryota, Metazoa, Arthropoda, Insecta, Diptera, Psychodidae. The transcript has a single exon.
CUCCCGCGGAAUGAAGUUAGGCGAACACUCCCAUCGGUCUUCUUCUAUGAAUCACCUUCCGAUUCUGUGCUUAUCUUCGUGAUAAAUAGGGUUUAUCUGAUAGUGAGUGAUACGGUUCAAUGAGAGGAAAAACAGCUCACUUGAGGGUGUUAUUGUACGUGAAUUCACGGGACUUUUUGGGUGAUUCGGCGGGAAAAUUGAGUUAAUGUGUAAAGUUGGCUGAAGUGCAAGAGUUCUUCGGUUGUUUUCGGGUGUGAAUCGCGUGGGCUUCGCAUGCUAUUCGAGCUGUCAGGGAGUUUUCAUUGAGAAAAAAUUUUGGGUUGAAGAGGUUAGUUUUUUCACCCAGGCAAAUUUAACUGUGUGGAGACUUUGCUGCAUUUUCAGGGUGAAAUCUCUCACUGGGAACAACCACUGAGUGGGACAUUUUGCAAAGCUUAUAGUAAAAAGUGCGUAAAUAUGCAAGCUAUAAAGUGUGUUGUGGUGGGCGAUGGAGCUGUGGGUAAGACCUGCCUUCUCAUCAGUUACACCACAAACGCCUUCCCGGGCGAGUACAUCCCCACCGUCUUUGAUAACUACUCCGCCAAUGUAAUGGUUGACGGAAAACCCAUCAAUCUGGGUCUGUGGGAUACAGCUGGUCAAGAAGAUUACGAUCGUCUCCGGCCACUAUCAUAUCCCCAGACAGACGUCUUCCUCAUCUGUUUUUCCCUCGUCAAUCCGGCUUCGUUUGAGAAUGUACGCGCCAAGUGGUUCCCGGAGGUCCGUCAUCACUGCCCCAGUACACCUAUCAUCCUCGUGGGUACCAAACUGGAUCUCCGUGAUGAUCGUCAGACAGUGGAGAAAUUGCGUGACAAAAAACUGGCACCCAUCACCUAUCCACAGGGUCUGGCUAUGGCCAAGGAAAUCGGUUCGGUGAAGUAUUUGGAGUGCUCCGCUCUCACCCAGAAGGGCCUCAAGACCGUCUUUGAUGAGGCCAUUCGCGCCGUCCUCUGUCCAGUCCUCCAAGUCAAGUCCAAGCGGAAGUGUGUCCUUCUUUAAGUUGGGCUUCAAUUCACAUCCAGCGCACAACAUCCCCGGACAGAAACCUCCCUCCCCCUCUCAGUAGCCACCGAGGGACGCCAAGAUCCAUUGGAGGCUCCAGUAAGCAACAAAACAUUUCUAAUCAUCUAACUAAAUGUAAUUAACCAAAUCAAUGGAAGAUGCAUAAUCUGUCUUUUUAACCAUAUUUUUCACAAAAAGAUACAUUUACAAUUUUAAGGGCGAGAUUCUCAAUAAUCUCACCUAGGUUUUAUUUCAUAUAUUUCCCCUUCGUACCCCGAAAUCAAAUUACAUUGAUAAGUGGAUUAAAAAAAAAUCAGUACAUCCCCCAUGUCUAAGAAGUAAAUACAUGAUACAAUUUUAUAUUUAAAAAAAAUGUAAAAGAAAAGAAUAAAAAGAAAAAAAAACCUUUUUUAUCUCUGAGGAAAAAAGGAGUAAGAAUAUUUUUAUUCAUGAAAUAUAAUAAAAAACAAUAAAAAUGUAAUUGAUGUUGGACAAAUUGUAUCGAGGGAAAUGCAAAUUAUGUUGAAUGUUAUGACUAAUAAAUGAAAUGAUAUUGAGAAUACAAA